AUGGAAAUGUCCGAAUCGGUCUGUUCUGACGGUAUCACCAUAGUAACGACAGUGCCAGAAGUUGUCGAGGUGGUUGUCAAUGGAGGAAAGGUCAAAGGUGGCGUUGUUCGGGACAAGAAUGGUCAGGUUUGGAUUCUCAACACCAAUAGGACACGCAAUUAUGUCACUAGUCCAACAUCAGACUGCAGCCUAAUGGCAACAUUGAUUGCUGAGGUUUCGAUGUUUCCGAUUAACCGGUACAGAAAUGGUGCCAUAGUCACGAGUUCGAAUGAUGACUGCAUGCUCUCUUCUGGAGCACCGAAUUCAACAGUUAAUGUUCUCCGAAGAAGUACAAAUCUUGAGAUAUUCUGGGAUGUUUCGUCCAAUGCUAGUAUUGUGUUUGAUUACGAGAUCGGCCUGUCAACAACACAAUCUAGCCCUGCGCCGGAUUUAUACUCGUUCACCUCAACUAAGCGUCACACACACAGCAGAAUCAAACAUCCGGAACUUGUCGAAGGGUCAAUGUUUUACGUUCUGCUGAAAACGACCAGCAAGGCAAACGUCCAUGUCAUCCAAAGCAUUGGUCCAGUUAUUAUUGACACCACACCGCCUGACAUUGAUGGGCCUGUUCACGUGGUAUAUAUCUCUGGAUAUCUCGUCACGUGGUGGGAUGAUGAUUCUGUGACUGACACGGAGGAACCGUAUGAUCUGAAGUAUCAGUAUGCUAUAGGUCACUCGCGCUUCGCUACUGAUAUACAGGGAUAUAAAAAUCUACAAGAAGGACCUACCUGUUAUCUUGAUCGCUAUCCACCUACCUGUACUUCUACAGACAUAUCAUCACUAUCGUGGGACCUGCAUGGCCAUCAUAGUUAUUACGUCACCAUUAAGGUCCAAAACACAGCCGGCUUGUUUUCUACGGUUCCAUCGGAACCCUAUGUGCAUGACGUCAUGUUACCAGUUCCUGGGAGCGUGUUCGAUAUUUCUGUUGAGGCAACGGAACCUCAUGAUAUGUGGAAGGACAUUUUUGAUAUUGACUUCCAAAACGACACAUCUAAACUUCGUGUAAAAUGGAAAGGUUUUACACAUCCUCACCUGAACGUUACAUACACGGUAUCCGCCGGUACUACCGAGAUGUCCUCGGAUGUGUUUGGACCUGUGUAUGUCGGAUACGAGACCAUGUAUCUUAUUGAAGGAUUACAGUUGAAAGAAUUGGAGACCUACUAUAUGACUGUCGAGGCCAACUCAUCCACUGGGACGGUUUCUGUGACGUCAGACGGAGUGACUGUCGUCUCUGCACAGUUAGAACCAGGCAUUCGAAUAAUGGACGGUCUCAGCUGUUCGGAUGAAGGUGAACACCAGCGAACACUGAACGAUACUCAGGAGAACGGUCCCUGUGAUUUGGAAUACCAAUCAUCUAUCGUAAACAUCGACGCCCACUGGACCAUUCCAGAUAAUUUAACUUCCUUCAUUACGCGAGCGAUGUGGGCUGUUGAGGAACGUUCCCCGUUUUUUGAUAUAUGGUAUAGAUUUAUGGACUUUAUCCCUACCGACACAUUGCUAAGUGCAAAAACUUCUUCAUUGCUACUUGAGCCCGGGCUGAGGUACCGAUCUGUGGUUCAAUUCUGUGCAGGAGACAUUUGCUUUCAGCCCCGGUACAGUAAUGGUGUCACCAUCAUACCCAGUCCGCCUGUCACAAGCCCCGUUUCUCUUUUCGUCACAGGCAACAAUACGGUUGCAAUAUUUGAACGUUUCUACGAUCCCGAUAUUGAAGAUGACUCCCAGGCACGUGAGGUAAUGUAUAUGUACCGCUGGGCGUUAGCUGAUGGGUCACGUGACAACGCGUUACUAUCUUCUUGGAACGAUACAUACGAGCAGAACUCAACGCACGUUUUGAUCACAUUGUCACCUACCGAGGACUUCAUUGUCACAACAUGCAUCCGGGUUAUUGUCCAGGGUUACAACAAAGUAAACAUCAGUGGAACGGUCACUGCUGACGUCACCGACUGUACAACUCCACGAUUUGAAUACAUCAAAUCGGCUACUGUAUUAGAUGCCAUCGGGUUACCUUUUUAUGACGAAGAUCUACAAACCGGAAUGAAAAUGCCGUGUAUGAUCUUACUUAUGUUUUUGACAAGUCACGUGAUAUUUGCGUCCGUGACGGCGACAGGUACCAUGGAUGAUCUCAUGAGGUUGGACGGAAAAUUGUUCCAGAACUACAGCAAAGAUCUACGCCCAGUGUAUAACUUAAGUGACACGACUCCCAAGCGCCCCAUCUCGCCUCUCAACACUGGCAGAUGA
This is a messenger RNA of Pecten maximus, 2277 nucleotides long. RefSeq lists its product as uncharacterized. The coding region runs from base 1 to 2277 and encodes 758 amino acids. The transcript is spliced from 15 exons. Lineage: Eukaryota; Metazoa; Mollusca; Bivalvia; Pectinida; Pectinidae. The record is from RefSeq and is a predicted model, not a curated record.